CCGGGCGCCAUUUUCGCUUCCUUCUGCAGGUUUUGGUCGACAGAGGGUGAGGAGGAAAAAUGAGGGAGGAAGGCGAUAAUGAGUGAAGAGAAUAGAAAGGGGAGAGUGGAAGGAAGCCGGCAAGUCACCAUGAGCUAUGACAGGAGUGGGCCUCCGGAUAUCGAGGGGAUGACAAGCUUGAAGGUUGACAAUCUCACGUACCGGACGUCCCCUGAGACUCUUAAGCGGGUCUUUGAAAAGUACGGGGAGGUGGGCGACGUCUACAUCCCCCGGGACCGCUUCACACGGGAGAGCCGGGGAUUUGCUUUUGUCCGCUUCUAUGACAAGAGGGAUGCAGAGGAUGCUAUUGACGCCAUGGACGGGGCCAUCCUGGAUGGCCGGGAAUUGCGUGUCCAGAUGGCCAGAUACUCCCGGCCACCAGACUCUUUCAGAAGAGGUGGUGGCACCAGUAACCGCCGAGCCAGCCGCUACAGACGUAGCAGGAGCCCCAGGAGGAGACGCCGUUCCCGUUCGCGCUCCCGUUCCCGAUCCAGCCGUUCGCGCUCCCGUUCCCGCUCCCGGUCCAAGCCUGGUGCCCGGGGCAAAGCCCCGCCACGUUCCCGUGCCUCCCGCUCUCGUUCCCGCUCCCCUUCGGGUUCCCGUUCCCGCUCACGCUCCAGGUCCCGAUCCCCUUCGCCAGCCAAGGCCAGGCCAGUGGGUGGCUCCCGCUCUCGAUCUCGCUCUCGCUCCCCUUCGCGCUCUCCAUUCCGCCCUGCCUCCGGCUCCCGCUCUCGUUCCCGCUCACCCGUGCCCACCAAGGAACCCAGCCCCCAGCCGCAGCCGCGGACUCCCCAGUCCGACCCUGCCGAAGUACCACCCACCUCCCCAGGUCAGGAGCGCUCUCCAUCUCCCAUCCCCACUGCCUCUCCGGAAAGGAACGACGAGCCACGGUCGGCAUCUACAUCUCCGGAACCAGUGCCACAGGAGACUGAGUGAGGAGAGUGACCAAUCUUCCAUCACCUCAGUCCCACCAGGCCGCUGCGAGACUGGGGUGUGAGGCGCCAGUGGAUCCAUGGGACCGAAAGGCACAUCUGUCGCCGAGGGAAUGCAUCUCCUGCUAGCCGUGGGUGUGGUGGGGGUUGGGUGGGGGACAGUGUCAGGAGAGCAGGGCCACAGCUCGAACCCACCCAUGUCUCGAUAAUUCUGCUUUAAUUUUGUUUGUAUAAAAAAUCUACAAAACUACUUGCUUGCGUGUGCCUGAGUCCAUUCUGAAGGUGUCUAUAUUACUCCCAACUCCCUUGCCCUUGCAUUUCCCUCUUCCUUUCCCAUGCCUCCUCCUUUCUUCUUCACCUUACCGAAAUCCAUAUAGGCAUCAUCCACUACUCUUCCUUCAUCACUCCCCGUAGUCAGCUCUUUGGAAUACCUCAAAGUUUCAACUGAUAUGAGCUGUCCAUGAGCUAAACCAUGUGGACUGCUCCAAUUCAGGCCUUGUGAUGAGAGAUCUUGUCCCUGAAAAUCCCCUCAAAUAACUUCCCUACAACAGAAGUCAGACUCACUGGCCGCUUUUUCUCAACUAUUGGAAGUACAUUUAUUAUCAAAGUAUGUAUGCAGCAUACAGCCCUGAGAUUCGCCUUCCUACGAACCAUGUGUCAAAGAAACACCAUGGAACCCAUUCAAAGAAAACAUCAAAUCCCCAACAUGCAACAAAAGCAUCAUGCAAACAGCACUAAAAAAACACGAGUGAAAUACACAGACUAUACAACAACAAACCACCGUAGUCACGGGAAGAGUCCAAGCAUAUUCAUAUUCAGUCUGGUUCGGUUCAGUUCAACCCAACCCACUGCUGUGUCUUCAAAAUUCCAUAUCAAUAUAGGGUCUUUUAAGAGACUUUUGGAUAGGUACACGGAGCUUAGGAAAAUAGAGAGCUGUAGGUAACCCUAGUAAUUUCUAAGGUUAAGAACUUCGUGGGCCGAAGUGCCUAUAUUGUGCUGUAUGUUUUCUAUGUAAAAUGGCAGCCAGAAACACACCGUAACAUGAAUGACAGAGUCCAAUCACGUUGAUUAAACCCUGCCCAAGACCCAGGACUCUGGCUGGGUAGAGGGGGUCUAUUCAAAUGCAGGGACCUUCCUCUUGACACUUUAAUCGCAGAGAAUUGGAGUCAAUCCUGGGCUCACAACCUGUCUCCAGGGUUCUCGGCCUAGAGGCUGCGUACUUUGCUAGAAACCUCACUGAAACCCCUUGGAGACAGCAAUGCACCAGAUUGCUGAGUUGGCCCAAAAGCAUGCCGGAGAAUACGGGGAAACCAAGUAGUUCUGUGAACCGUCUGAAGGAUGUCACCCUUGGCCGUGUUGUUCAUUGGCCCUGUCCUCACAUCAGGUCUACUCCAGUCUUCUGAAACUUGGCUAGCAACAGGUCCUCUAUGAUUUCCUCCCAUAAAAUCUGGAGGGUGGGGGUGUACUUGCCCGCCUUAAUGAGACUCAAAACUACAAAUGCCUCCUUCCUUAAACAUCAUCCAAGAUCUCUCUGCUUAUUACCCUCAUUCCUUUGGGUUAGUGUCCAUGAUAUGGAGAAAGAGACGCUAAAAAUCUUAGCCAUCUCCUGCAGCUCCACGCACCAGCUGUCCUAAUGACCCAGUCUCUCCCUGGUCACCCUUUUACAGAACAAACCCUUGGGAUUAUCUUUUGACCCUGCCUUCCAAAUCCAUCUCGCACCCUCUUUCUGCCCUCUUUUUAUAUUCUCGUAAACCUUUUGUAUUCAUCAAGGGAUUUAUUUGUUCCCAGCUACCUAAAUGCAAUGGCUUUUUCCUGACCUACGCCCCUGCAUUGGUGGAAGUCGGCCAUGGUUGCUGUAUUGCUGCAGUGCCAUGUGUGGCUGUUUCCACUGGUACAAGUGAGGCAGUCUCUCUGCACACAUUGCACCUGUAGUAUGCAAGCCAGGGGCUGCCCAGUAGUUGCCCGUCAGGAUUGAGUUUAACAUAGGGCUGCCUUAGAGUCUUCCGCUUUGCAUUUUUCCUCAGGGUUUAUUCCCGCAAUCUUCCCGAUGAAUGGGCAGUGGAAGAUUGAGAUCAGAGUUUUCCUUGUCCUAGAUGAGUUGCUAACCACAGCUGAUGAGCCCCAUCCAUCUGUUCAUUUUUGACCGGAGCUUCAAUAUAUCUUGUCAGCUGGGGUUCCCUGAAGUUGAUAAUGUCUAUUCUUCACUUGAACAGGAACGUGGACUCGUUUUCCAACCCUUUUAAAAGCCUCCCACUUGCACCCAGUGCGAUUGUGCCUCGUGCCCUUGAACUUGGCCGUGCUUCAGUUCAGAGCCUUAAUCUGUGAAUAAGGAACUUAGAACAGAACCUCACAGAUCCAGUGUCACUGACAUAUGCUGCUUUUCUGCACCAGUAUCAGAAUUAGAUAUAUAUAAAAUUAAGAAGUGCAAAAAAUUAGGUAAUCUACAUUGCUUUUCAGACAUCUGAUAGUGGAGGGGAAGAAGCUGUACCUGAAAUGUUCAGUGUGUCUUCAGGCUCCUGUAGCACCACCUUGAUGGUAGUCGUGAGAAGAGUGUAUGUCCUGGGUUAGAUUGAUUGUGGCCAAAAAGGAUGUACUAUUCUAUGUUCUGUAUUCUCAUCCUCCCAAAAUGAAUUCUGACAUUGCAUUUACCUUCCUUACUGCCAACUCGACCUGUUUUCUCCCUGAUUAGAAAAUAAUCUACACCUUUCUUCCUUCUGCCAAAGUGCAUGACCAUACACUUCCCUACACUGUAUUCCAUCUGACACUGUCACCUCUUCUUGUCUUUGUUGGGGUGGAGGAAGGGUUGUGAUGGUGAAGUACAAGUUUACGAGGGGGUGCAGGGGAAUGACUGAGAAGCUCCUCCCACGCCUGGGGUGAUAUGUGGGAGGUUCAGAGGGAGGAUAUUUUUCUAUCCCGGGGUGGAGGUAUUGGAAUCCACCAAAAAUAUGGCCAUCAGAUCAACCAGAAGGGGGUAUCAGAGCUCCGGUAUCCUUGUGGGUGACCCCACUCUCAUGCCAUGCUUCCCACAUCUCGGUGAAAGUGUUGUUGAUCACCCCCGGUCCCCAACACAUGUGUUGGAGGAGUGAAAUGGGAUUGAGUGGUUGGCUGUCAGCACGGUCUAGCUCAGGCAAAUGCAGAGUGUCAGUGUGCCCCCUCAGAAGUCUCGGGAUGGAAGGUGGACGUUCUCAACCACCGGCCAGCAGAGGUGGAAAUGUCUGUAAAGUCUCAUCAACUCUCGCAGCACAGGAACGGGACCUACGGACCAUCUCAUCCCUGUCCUGAGCUAGUUCUGUUUGGUCUAUCUUCUAAAACUUUCCUGUCCAAGUACCAGUUAAAUGUUAAUGUGCCUGCCUCAACCACUUCUGGCAGCUUGUUCUGUACAUGCACCACCCUCAGUGGAAAAAGUUGCCCCUUGGUUCCCUAUUAAAUCUACUCCCUGUCACCUUAAAGCUGUGCCCCCUAGUUCUUUAUUGCCCAACCCCAGGGGAAAAGACUGCACAUUCACCUUAUCAGUACACCUCUGUGGUCACAUUUUCUUACAGGCAUCAUGGGGAAAUGAGAUACAACAAAUGGUAUUGUGAUUCAGAGUUUAUGGAUUGGACAAUUGUGUUUAUGGACUGUGGACUUUUUCAGACUUCCAGUUUUUAUAUUGUGUUUUUAAUGGCCCGUUCGUGUUCUGUUUUGUUGUGCGAGGGGUGGGCGUUUUGAGGGUUGAUAUUCUAUUAGUUAUUUGUGUGGUGGUGGGGGGUCAAUGUUCUGUUUUGUGCAUGGAAGGGGGAUUUUGGGAGUUGAUGAUUGGGAUGCUAUUCUUUUUUGUGAGUGGGUUUGAUGUUUCUCUGAACGACUUUCAUGUUCUUUCUUUGUUUCGUGGCAAUCUGGAGAAGACAAAUUUCAUAGUUGUAUGUGGAUACAUGCUUUGAUAAUAAAUGAACCUUUGAAAAACUACUCAUAAACAAA
Molecule: messenger RNA, 4928 nt
Organism: Mobula hypostoma (lesser devil ray)
Lineage: Eukaryota; Metazoa; Chordata; Chondrichthyes; Myliobatiformes; Myliobatidae
Product: serine/arginine-rich splicing factor 2-like
Exons: 5
Coding region: 79-975 (298 amino acids)
Molecular function (GO): RNA binding
Source: RefSeq, a predicted model, not a curated record